CUGCCGAAGAAACAAGCAAGAAACAGUCAUUAACUGCCCGAAAGAUGCCUUCAAAUCUCCUUAACCAAGAAAGCACAGCGUGAAUGAAACUUCUUUUAUUCUCUCUUUUUAGGGAGAAGAAAAGAAGGAGAGUAGAGGAGCUGACUGAGAAGAUGAUGGUUGAUGGAUUUAGUGGCAGAACAUGUGAGUCGGAGGGCCAAUGGAACCACAUCAAAAAGUUUCUGGAAAGGUCGGGGCCCUUCACGCAUCCUGACUUUGAACCUAGCACAGAGUCGUUGCAGUUUAUGCUGGAAACCUGCAAAAUCCUAGUGAUUGGUGCUGGUGGACUGGGGUGUGAGCUGCUAAAAGACCUGGCUUUAUCAGGCUUUCGAAACAUUCAAGUUGUGGACAUGGACACCAUUGAUGUUUCAAACCUGAAUCGUCAGUUCCUCUUUAGGCCAAAAGAUGUAGGCCGGCCCAAGGCGAAUGUUGCUGCGGAUUUUAUCAACAAUCGCAUACCCGGAUGCUGUGUAGUUCCACAUUUUAAGAAAAUUCAAGACUUUGAUGAAACAUUCUACAGACAAUUUCACAUUAUUGUCUGUGGACUAGACUCAGUCAUUGCCAGGAGGUGGAUGAAUGGUAUGCUGCUGUCUCUGCUUGUGUAUGAGGAUGGUGUCUUGAAUCCAGGUUCCAUCAUCCCUCUGAUUGAUGGUGGGACAGAAGGCUUUAAAGGCAAUGCCAGAGUCAUCCUUCCUGGCAUGUCUGCCUGCAUUGACUGUACCCUUGAGCUUUACCCUCCUCAGGUCAACUUCCCCAUGUGUACAAUAGCCUCCAUGCCUCGUGUGCCAGAACAUUGCGUCGAGUACGUUCGGAUGCUGCUGUGGCCCAAAGAGAAACCAUUUGGAGAUGGUGUGGUCCUCGAUGGAGAUGACCCAGAACACAUCCAGUGGGUGUACCAGAGAUCUUUGGAGAGAGCAGCAGAGUUCAACAUAACAGGAGUGACAUACAGACUCACACAGGGUGUUGUGAAGAGAAUAAUUCCAGCUGUUGCAUCCACAAAUGCUGUCAUAGCUGCUGCUUGUGCCACUGAGGUUUUCAAAAUAGCAUCAAGUGCCUAUAUACCUCUUAACAACUACAUGGUGUUCAAUGAUGUUGAUGGCCUGUACACCUACACUUUUGAAGCAGAACGGAAGGAAAAUUGUUCAGCCUGCAGCCAAGUUCCCCUGGACCUGAACUUUUCUCCAUGUUCCAAACUCCAAGAGGUUUUGGACUACUUCACUGACAGUGCCUCCCUACAAAUGAAAUCCCCUGCCAUAACGGCAACAGUGGAAGGAAAAAACAAAACGCUAUAUUUACAGUCUGUCGCUUCAAUUGAGCAGAGGACGCGGCCAAAUCUGUCCAAAACCCUAAAGGAGUUGGGCCUGAGUGACGGACAAGAGUUGGCUGUAGCUGAUGUCACCACACCUCAGACCAUGUUGUUCAGACUCUGCUUCACCACUUAGGAAAAACUCCAGCGCUCCCACCACCAGUUGAUGUCAUUCUUGUUUUUUUUUUUUUUUGCCAACUAUCACCUGAUGCAGGGUAAUUAAAGCAGCCUAAUAACUAGAAAAGUUUACACUGUAUGAUUUCACAGUGUAAAUGAUUGUUGCUGAUUUCUUUGUUUUAAUGUACUUGUUGACUUUAGUACAGUUUUUUGCACUGAAAAGCCAAAUCAUAACAUGUCAUGUUUUGGUGAUACAUUUUCUGCAAAUGUUACAGAUUUCUGCGUUAAUGUUUUAUCUGCACUACAAUCUAAGUUGUGCUCUCUACAAAGAAAGAGACAAGCAGGAGUUACUUUGGAAAGAAACCUCUGUAUGUGUGAAUAUUUAUUAUUUUAUUCUGAAAGUUUUUUAGUUGCAGUAACCACUGAAGCGGUACAUGCCCGACAUUGAAAAUGAUAUGUGAACUGGAAUAAAAAUGUUUUUCUUAUUA
Messenger RNA from Labrus mixtus (cuckoo wrasse), 1950 nucleotides. RefSeq names its product ubiquitin-like modifier activating enzyme 3 (gene uba3). Gene Ontology annotation, cellular component: cytoplasm; nucleus. The record is from RefSeq and is a predicted model, not a curated record. NCBI's taxonomy places the organism in Eukaryota, Metazoa, Chordata, Actinopteri, Labriformes, Labridae. Gene Ontology annotation, molecular function: NEDD8 activating enzyme activity. Gene Ontology annotation, biological process: protein neddylation. Bases 84 to 1481 code for a protein of 465 amino acids. The transcript has 17 exons.